This is a messenger RNA of Dujonia railenensis, 1497 nucleotides long. NCBI's taxonomy places the organism in Eukaryota, Fungi, Ascomycota, Pichiomycetes, Serinales, Debaryomycetaceae. The record is from the annotation of a GenBank genome assembly.
AUGUCUUCAUUCGAUCCCGAAGGACCUUUAGCGCAGCAGUUGAAAGCGCCUUUAAUAUCCGAACUUCAAGGGAAGUACAAUAUUACAGAUGAUGCAGAAGACGUCGCAGAGUUCAUCUUAGUUUUGAUUGGUAAUAACCGUACGGCUGCUGAUAUUGUCAGCGAAGUAAGGUUGCUUAUUGAUUUUCCUAUAGAUGAAGAAUUUGUGAAUAGUAUAUUCCAAGAAAUUGGAAGAAUGAUGCAACAGGAACAACCUCAGCAAGAGCAACCUACCCAACAACAACAGGCACCUCAACAGCAAGUGCCCCAGGAACAACAGCCCCAGGCACAGCAACCCCAGGCACAGCAACCCCAGGUACAACAACCUCAGGCACAACAGCCUCAGGCACAGCAGCACCAGCAGCCACCACAAGAACAAAAAGCGGGUUCCUUUCAGCAACAAACCGAUAAGCCCCCUAGUCCCCAUGCUUCGUUCCACCCAAUGUUGGCAUUUCCUAAUAAGGCUCCACCAAGUGGACCAAGAAACGGUGUGAACAGAGGAGGAAUCAAUAAAGGAGGUAAGAAUAUCGGCGGUGGCAAGAAGUCGUUUGCUCUCCAAAAUCCAGCUAACUUCGAAAAGGUAUUGGGCAUGAACAACAAUACCAAUGUGACUAAGACAACUUUCAACCAGAGGCAACCGAAGGGCAGAUGUCCAGAUUUCCCUUACUGUACAAACAAGGAGUGCCCCUUGGCACAUCCUACUAAGGUUUGCUUCUCGUAUCCGAACUGUCCUAAUCCACCAGGUACCUGUAACUAUUUACAUCCAGACCAGGACCAAGAGUUGAUGGCCAAAUUAGAGCAAUCCAAGAAGGAAUACGUUGAGAAGAAGAAGUUAGAGAGACAACAGCAAUUCCAACAACAACAACAGCAAUGGGUGCCUCCUAUCACUUUAUGUAAGUUUGGUCAUCACUGUGCAAAGGAGAGUUGUCCAUUUGGACACCCAACUCCAGCCAAUCAAAAUGCCGUUGUUGGACAGUUAGAGUGGUGUUCAAACGGAAAGGCCUGUGCUGAUGGCAGCUGUGUCAAGGCACAUCCAUCCCCAAACUACCAGUCACAAAAUGGUGCACAUGCUGGCUCAGCAACAGGACCAGGAGCAGCGGCCUUGAAUGCUGGCGGUGUUCCACCUGCCGCUCCAAUUCCUACGUUGGAGCAAUGUAAAUUUGGUGCUGCUUGUACAAAUUACAAGUGUCCCAAGAGACAUGCGUCUACUCCUGUGGUGUGUCGUGAAGGUGCUAAUUGCAAGAGAUUGGACUGUUUCUUUUCACAUCCAAUAGAUGAAGACUGUCGUUUUGGUGCCAACUGUACUAACAAGACCUGUAUGUUUAGACAUCCAGAAGGCAGAUCUAUCACUUCAUCUAAUACCUGGACGAAGGACGGAGGCGAGCAACCUUCGGUUACCCAGGAAAGGCAAUUUGCUGUUCCCGACGACCAGGUUAUGGAACAAGCUAUCCAGAAUUAA